GCAUUAUUUCAUUAUCUCAUAAGUGAAAGCUGGUUGUUUGCAAAGAUCCACUGUAGCCAGCAUGUGUCACGAGCUGCACGGUGUGUCUUACCUGUUGCGGUGUUAACCAGUGAGAAUCUGUGAGACUGUACAGGUAGUGGAGGGUGCGGGGGCAGGAAGGAAGGGGCUGUGGGCAAAUCCCCAACAUGUCAGGGGACAGGACUUCGGGCGCUGGGGGGGUGAUGCGGAGCACGGCGGGGUGCGAGGGGGCGGAGCAAAGGGAGGACGAGCAGGAGGAUGAGGGAGACGAGGACUUGCGUGACGGAGGGGUGCCCUUCUAUGUGAACCGGGGAGGCCUGCCGGUAAACGAGGAGACCUGGGAGCGAAUGUGGCGGCACGUAGCCCGGAUUCACCCUGAGGGCGAGGCUGUUGGGCGGAGGAUCAGGGGAGCUACUGACCUGCCUAAGAUUCCGAUACCAAGCGUGCCUACGUACCAGCCAGCCACCACCACCCCGCUACGCCUGGAAGCCAUACAGAGAUACAUCAGGGACUUGCAGUACAAUCACACUGGAACACAGUUUUUCGAAAUCAAGAAGAGCAGGCCUCUUACUGCGCUGAUGGACAUUGCUAAGGAGAUGAUCCGGGAGUCUCUACCAAUCAAAUGUCUGGAGGCAGUGAUCCUGGGAAUUUACCUCACCAACAGCAUGCCAGGGGUGGAGCGCUUUCCCCUCAGCUUUAAGACGCAGUUCUCAGGGAACCACUUCCGGCACAUCGUCUUGGGGGUGCACAGCGGGGGCCGCUUCGGGGCACUGGGCAUCAGCCGGCGCGAGGACCUAAUGUACAAGCCGCUGGAGUUCCGCACGCUGGCUGACCUCGUCCAGGAGUUUGAGGGCGCCUACCGCGGCUACUGGCACACCAUGCGCAAGGUCAAGAUCGGCCAGUACGUGUCACACGACCCCCACAGCGUGGAGCAGAUUGAGUGGAAGCACUCCAUCCUGGAUGUGGACAAGCUCUCGAAAGAGGAGCUCCGACGGGAGCUGGAGAGACACACCCGCGACAUGAGGCUUAAGAUCAGCAAGGCCGCACCCCCAUCCCCAACCAAAGACAGGAAGAGGGAUGUUGGAUCGCCCCACCGAGGCCCGGCCAGCCCCCUGCGCAGGAACAGCCGCAGCGAGAGACGCCCAUCAGGCGAAAAGAAGGUGCUGGAGCCGAAACCCCCUGGGGACAUGAAUGGAUACCAGAUCCGAGUGUGAGGAUAGUCCCCCCGGGCCACCAGGCGAGCCAUUGAAGACCAGCGAACUUCUGCAGCGGGCUAUUCAUGGAGGGCGAGCUAACUGUGAGAUGUCUGCAGUGCAAACACAUCCUAACACUUGAUAAGCGAUGGUGACUUUUUAUUGAAAAAACAAGAUGAAGGCAAAACUGCUUUUUUUUAAUGACUCAUUAUUAACAAAG
Molecule: messenger RNA, 1431 nt
Organism: Megalops cyprinoides (Indo-Pacific tarpon)
Lineage: Eukaryota; Metazoa; Chordata; Actinopteri; Elopiformes; Megalopidae
Gene: vash1
Product: vasohibin 1
Exons: 7
Coding region: 186-1232 (348 amino acids)
Biological process (GO): regulation of angiogenesis
Cellular component (GO): cytoplasm
Source: RefSeq, a predicted model, not a curated record